Messenger RNA from Drosophila bipectinata, 684 nucleotides. RefSeq names its product Bprotein-1-related complex subunit 8 homolog. The record is from RefSeq and is a predicted model, not a curated record. Lineage: Eukaryota; Metazoa; Arthropoda; Insecta; Diptera; Drosophilidae. Gene Ontology annotation, cellular component: BORC complex.
AUCACUACUGGUUACAUUUGUGUGUAAGUAUUCUUGAUGUAAACAAAUAGAGACGAGGCGCAAUCACAAUGUCCCGCGGCGGAGAACUGGUCUUUAAAACAAAGAAAACCUCGGAAAAGAUAUCGGAGAACAUACACAUAUUCGCCAAUGACCCGUCGCUGGCGUUUUUCCGCGUCCAGGAGCAUGUACGCAAGGUGUCACCAGCGAUUUUCGAGAAGCGCGAUGAGGUAUUCCAGCUGCAAAACAAGCUGCAGGGACACUGCUACGACAUGGAAUACGGAAUACAAGCUCUGCGCACCAUCGAGAAAUCAGAAAGCGUAUUCGAUAACAUACAAGAAAUGAUUAAGGCUUCAAUAUUCCUGAAACAGCAACUACGAUAUGAGGAAAACCGCAAAAAGAUUAAAAAGGAAAGCACGAAAUCAUCGGUCUAUAAGCGUUUCUCUGCCCACCUCGCCCUGGAUCUACCAGAAUUGCCCGAUUUUGGUGGAGUCAUGAGGGAAACUAGUCAACGGAUGGAAAAUAUCAUUGGUCCUACGGCGGCAACAGGACGUUCAGAGGCUCCAACAACUCAAACCAGCAACCCUGGAGAGCUCCAAAGAUCCUAUACCACACUCCACUAGUUAGCCUUUAAAAUUAUAUUAAUGUAUAUACAUAGAAUAAAAUGUUAUUAUAGUACAGGGGUAA